Molecule: messenger RNA, 330 nt
Organism: Acytostelium subglobosum LB1
Lineage: Eukaryota; Evosea; Eumycetozoa; Acytosteliales; Acytosteliaceae
Exons: 5
Coding region: 1-330 (109 amino acids)
Source: RefSeq, a predicted model, not a curated record
AUGAACAAACUAAAGAAUCUACUAUACUUGACACCUCUUGUCCCUGCUGCCUAUUCGAUAAAUGGAAUGAUCAGUCACUCUAGAGACAGGAAGGCCGCCUUCUAUAACUUCUGUGCCAGUAUUGCAUUUAUAACAAUCUACAGAAGAGCAUUCAGGAAUCCAAUACCUAAAUUACAACCAACAGAUUACUUUGAUAAUCCAAUCAGGUUAAGGAGUUUCAUUCGCGGUGAUAACAUUGCCACUGUUCUUCCUGCAUGCUGGCUAGUUCAAUCAUUCUGUUUGAGUAAUAAUGCACUUCCACCAACUGACUUGGAAGUGGCCACUCAUUGA